CUAACUAAACAAGGAAAGGGAAUCCCUAUACAAGAGGUGUCGACAGGUGAGACUGAGACCUCUAAAGAUUGAGGAGGAGGUAAAAAACUUCCUUCUGAUUUAUUUAAAUAUCAUUUUAAAAAAAUAAAAAAAUUGAAUUGUUUGGGGUACUUGCUUGCACUAUAGUAAGUGAUAAAAAUGGGGAUCUGCGGAGGUUAUGGUUUAGAGAACAAACACCUCAAAUCAAGGUACCUUGUUGAGUCCGCGAAGCUAAAGGGAAAG
This is a messenger RNA of Cuscuta campestris, 261 nucleotides long. NCBI's taxonomy places the organism in Eukaryota, Viridiplantae, Streptophyta, Magnoliopsida, Solanales, Convolvulaceae. The record is from the annotation of a GenBank genome assembly.